AUGGAAGAGCUGCUCGUCCCUGGCAAAGUCGAAGACGGUAGCGAAUUCCCUCUUCAAAAAGCUCUUGAAGUAUUGAAGAAAUGCGCAGGAUGCGAAUUCAGCAAUGGUGUUGGACUGAUAUCAUACCUAUCAAGAACUCCAUAUUACGUUGAAGAAGCCGCCGGCAGCAUCGGCUCAACACCACUUCCACCCCAAUUGAUACACAUAGCGCGGCUGCCAGAUACUCGUCGUCGUGAGUCGUGUUCGCUAGUCCCGGGACCGUCUUCGGAAAAUACGACACCGCUCCCGGAAAACGUAUUCAAGUCUUACCGAUACGAAGAUGCAAAGAAAGAGUCUGGAUGGGUACUUCCAAGCGAUGAGAACUACCACAAGCGAAGCGCAGGCAUUGCGCACACGAGGAGUUUGACCUUUCUGAAGCCGUUGCUUGGUGGACCAUUCUUUAAUCUGGAGGCGGUGUGGGAAGAGCAUACGAAGUUCGAGUUUGGGGAGAGAGGUGUUGCGAAAACAAUGGCUACAAUGGUGGACCAGCCGUAUGUCAAUCACAUACCGACUAUAACGUACCGGGGGGUGGGUCAAGAACGACUCACAGCCUUUUACACUCACCACUUUGUCUUCAGCAAUCCACCCGAUACUGCCCUCUCUCUCGUCUCACGCACCGUAGGCAUCGACCGCGUGAUUGACGAAUUCAUCUUCACCCUCACACACACCAAAGAAGUACCCUGGCUCUUGCCCGGUAUCCCUCCCACCGGCAGGCCCCUCGCCAUUCCCUUCACCAGCGUCGUUGCCAUGCGCGGCGAUCGACUGUGUCACGAGCAUAUCAGCUGGGAUCAUGCGACGGCGCUCAAACAGUUGGGGUUAUUGCCGGAGUACGUCCCUUUUCCAUACGAGAUUGAGGGAGAGGCCAAACCGGAGGGGAAGAGGUACGAGGUGAAGUUGCCGGUUGUGGGAAUGGAGGGGAGUAGGAAGUUGGUGGAUGAGAGUUGUGAGGAGAGUAACGCGUUGAUGGGUGGUAGAUGGCGAGUGGUCGACGAUGUUUAA
Messenger RNA from Alternaria atra, 1038 nucleotides. RefSeq lists its product as uncharacterized. The transcript has 4 exons. NCBI's taxonomy places the organism in Eukaryota, Fungi, Ascomycota, Dothideomycetes, Pleosporales, Pleosporaceae. The coding region runs from base 1 to 1038 and encodes 345 amino acids. The record is from RefSeq and is a predicted model, not a curated record. Gene Ontology annotation, biological process: polyketide metabolic process.